UUCGAAACGUGGUCAAGAGAUUUUAGUUCUCCAUAGUCGUUUCUUGGUCGUGCCAGCUGUUACUGUUGUGUCGCGAUUGUUUUUCGAUCCUUUUUUAUAUUUACCCGCGCCGAUUUGAUGGAUGAUGGAACAUAAUCUCGACGACAUUUUGUCUCUAUCGCUAUCAACAGUUUAUUAGGAAAAACAUCCUUUAAUGGCACACCAUUAGUAAAUAGUGUCGCGGAUUUGAAUCAGUGUCGAAAACUUCAAAACUAAAAAUGAAGAAAUUUAUUUGCGGUGGUAGUUUUCGUGCGAAACUGGUGGAGAAGAACGAGGAUUUUAAAGUGGUGAAAUUGAGUGAUAACACCGAAAUUAAGUUAAGCAGAUCGGCAAGUAUGACUAAAGCUGAGCGGGCUCGAAAAAUUUUUAUUUUGCCGCCCAAAGUUCCAGAUUCUGAAGUGCAAAGUAGACGAAUAUCACUGGACUCGAACAAAAAGGGACUGGAUCCAACAGCUCACAUGAGACCACUGACCUCGGAAAUCACGGCUCCUAGAAUCGACAGCUAUCGGUUUUCCAUGGCGAACUUGGAGGAUUCCCAGGAUGUGGACUUGGACGCCAUUUUAGGCGAAUUGUGCGCCCUAGAAUCCGUCUGCGAUCAAGAAAUAGGCCAAGCCCGUGAAAACAAGAGAUUUUCUGAUAUCCAAAAAUUAGCACUGCACGAAUCCAGGACUCACAGUCGAUCAUCUUCAGAAGCUUCCAGGGGAUUGACAGAAGAUAGUAUUUUGUGUGGCAAGAAUGAAUCUGGUAGAACCGAGUCUCCAGAUAAUGAUUCGGCCUUUAGCGAUACCGUUUCUAUGCUAUCUAGCGAAUCUUCUGCUAGCAGUGGAGGUAGCGGUGCUAAACCCCAAUCCCUAAACUUACAAAACAUUCAUCAUGAUGAUGCUUCGCGAAUUAAAGCGGAAAAAAUUCGUAUGGCGAUGGAGAAAAUUAUGGAAGCCAAUAUUCAAAAAUUAUUUCUAAAGGUAUUCACUGUGGAUGGUUCCGCCAAGUCAUUACUUGUAGAUGAAAAAAUGUUAUGUUCCUACGUAACACGGUUGUUAGCAGACAAAAAUCACGUGAAAAUGGAUCCUAAAUGGGCAAUAGUGGAACAUUUACCUGAUCUUUAUAUGGAACGGUUUUAUGAAGACCACGAACUUCUCGUUGACAACUUACUAGUUUGGACGCGAGAGUCUAAAAACAAGAUAUAUUUUGUAGAACGCCCCGAUAAAAUAAAAUUGUUUUUACAACCUGAGCGAUUUUUACUCUCAAACGAAGACAAGAAAGAAAGCUUAGACUAUGACGAACAUGCUAGGAACAUGUUACUGGAAGAGUUUUUUGCAUCAACUAAUGGAAGUAUACCCGAAGUUGAAGGUCCUCUAUAUCUUAAAGCUGAUUCAAAAAAAGGCUGGAAGAAAUAUCACUUUGUCCUUAGAGCUUCAGGUUUAUAUUACUUCCCCAAGGAGAAAAUUAAAAGCGCUAAAGAUCUUGUAUGUUUGACUACCUUCGAAAAUAAUCAUAUAUACUACGGACUGGGCUGGAAGAAGAAAUACAAAGCUCCUACAGAUUAUUGUUUUGCUGUAAAGCAUCCGCGGCUUCAAGAAACAAAAAGCACUAAAUAUAUUAAAUAUUUGUGUGCCGAAGAUGAGGAUACGUUAGAGAAAUGGAUAGUAGGGAUGAGAAUUGCUCGAUUCGGUAAGCAAUUAAUGUUUAAUUACCGAACGCUAAUGGAUGAACUAGCACAAGAAGAAAUGGAUAUUCUUGCUAGUGCUAGAAGCUGUUCUGUCAGCUCCAUUGCGGUGCACAGCAUCCAGUCAAAUAGCACUACACCUACACAAGGAUACUCCGGUAGCGAAGCAGGAUACGGAACCGCCUCAGGUAGUGAAAUUUACUCUGCAACUAGUGAUGCAAGCUCUAGCUCAGGACGUCAUAGCAGGGCAAGCAGUUCUAGUUCUAGUGGUUGCAUGUCCGAUGGAGCGGCAUCUAGUUGUGAAAACGCAUUUGAUUCUGAAUUUCCUAUGGGCACUAUCAAACGUAAACCAUCAAUGAAACCCAACUUACCGUUAACGAAUAAAACUAGACAGUUGAAGGAAGUUGGAGAAACAAGAGAUGAAAUAGACGGUACACUUCCUUCUAGUCCUGUGUCGUAUACCAACACUGGUACGCUUACUAGAAGGCAUAGUAGAAGGAAAUCCAGCAAUGGGACUGACGAUUCAUCGAAUUCGGGUACAUUAAAACGACAACAUUCGUAUAAAAACAGAGGAUCAAUAGAGUCGAUGAACAAUAGAAGCGGAAAUGCAACUCCGUUAGGUGGUGGUACUCCAGUACGUGAGAUGGCCAGUCUUUUUGCUGAACGACCUCCCAGUGUUAAUUCACCUCGUAGUCCCCCUAUGUCGCCUAGCAAUUUAGAGAUGACGUCUUGUAUGACUGACUCUAUUACUUCACUGCCACCACCACCUGAAAUCAGCGGGGAUAUAAUCACCGAGUCGCCCAGCUAUCAACUGCCACCGCCACCUCCUGAACUUUAUAACUCAAACUUAUCACUUGAUAGUUUGCCACCACCGCCCAAUCCUAGCGAAUUACCUCCAAUGACUGGUAGUGAACUGACUGGUAGUCAACUAAGUCUUAUGUCACUGCCGCCACCUCCUGGAGAAGACACUGGAACGAUACGUAGACGGAAAGGCAGUGGAUCGUCGUGUGCCACUCCAACUAAUGUUUUAAGUCCAGAUAGAACUCCUACACAAGGAAUGUCUCCCGACCAAACACCCACACAAUCUAGACUAAAUACUCCAUGUGUUAGUCCCCCUUUAUCUAAUAUGGGUUCAAAUUGUAGUACGCCGACUCAAGCUAAUCCGCCUUGUAGUUUCAGCCCUACCCAAAGAAUGGUUAAUAAUGGACUUCAUGGACAAAUUGGCCAAAACCAUGAUAGAAACUCUCAGCCAGAAUCUAUUUAUGGUAGUAGUAACGGCUUUUAUAACACUCCGCCUCCCUAUGUUAAUCCACCACAAUAUAGACAGACCAGUACUUUACCUGGUACAUCUCCGUUUGCAAACAAUAAUGGUUUAAGAUCAUCCUUAAGGCAAACAUCAUUGCCUCGACAGAUUUCGUCAAAUAGUAUUGCAUCGACGAAUAGUUCAAGUUCCUCUGGUAAUAACUCAAUUUACAAUAUUAGCGGCGAGCUGCGAAAUUCUCCUAAAAGUCAACGAAAGGUAGUCUUCCAAGAACCGACCAGUCCAAAGAAAAGCAACAAAAAGAUUAGUUUUAAUUUAACGCCUCAAGAGGUGCCCCCAUUACCUAAGAAACCUCCACCUCCUAAACGUUCGGAAACUACUCGACUGUCCAGCCCUAAAAAGCUUGUCGAACCACCAACAGACUUCUUAAAGGAUCUUCAACGUGUAAUGCGAAAAAAAUGGCAGGUUGCACAAAAAUGCAAAUUAGAACCAGACACUACACCACAUGAAGUGCUUGGUUUUCGAGAUCCUCCUGUACUGUUACCCGACUAUAAGGAACACAAUGUGUCAAACUGGGUAAAAGAACAUUACGGACCAAAUAAUUUAUAUGAAAAUGUCUAUAGAGAUAGCACGGGAGAGGGUGCUGUAGAAUAUGUAUCAUCGCCGCUUCGCAAUUGCAAAAGACCACCACCGCCACCACCUAAACGUAGUCAAACGACACAACUUUCUACACCCAAAAUGCACUGAUGUCGCGUCUGUUAAUUCCAUCUCAUAUCUACAUGGAUCUGAAAAAAAAAAUACUUCAAAUCGUUAUACUAUCGUGUUUCAAAUCCAAAGUGCUUUUCUGGUUUUAGCCUUUUGUAACAGAUUGUACUCAGCUUCUCAUGCCUGUUUUAAUAUGAUUUGAAGUAAUUUUCUAAUCUUAUACUGCCAAAAAAAUCUAAAUGUAAUAUAUAAUAAAGAGAAACACCAGCAUAACCAGUAACUUAGGCUAAGAUUUCUAAUAACUACAAAACUGCCACAGGAGGCAAAAAUGUGAUUCUUAAUUUGGUAAAAUUAGUAGAGAAUGAUGUGCCAUUUUAUUGAGUGAGUAUUGCUGAUUUUUUCGUUUUGGACUGAUGUAAUUUUAAGCCGCGUGCUUUUUUGUAUAUAUUUAAUUUCACUUUGUAAACGAGAAAAGAAAAAUGUCAAACAUUUUAUGGUGCUUAUAGGUAUAUAAAUCUAUAAUGAAUUUUUCUUAGAUAUAAGGAAGUAGUAAAUUUUUGUGUGUUUUUAUAAAUUUUAUAUCGAAUUUUUACAAGGUAAUUAGUUGGACGAAGUUUUUAAGAAUUGUGGGAAAGGGCAGGAAUAAUGUCCUCUGUGGUGUAACAGGGUUGAAUAAAUGAGUCUUUUAUUUUUGUUUAGUUUUCAGAAUAUAUUUUUUUGUUUGUAAAUAUAUUUUUUUAUGGAAUAUAGCUCAUAAUUUACUUAAGUUUCCUAAAGCUAUCGAUAAAGUGAUGGCAAAUUUUAGCAUAUUGUACAUUUUUAGUUAAACAAAAUGUAAAAUAUUAUUAAGAAAAUUAUUAAGUGUAAACUGGAGGAUCUCUACAAUGCCAUUGGAUAAAA
This is a messenger RNA of Sitophilus oryzae (rice weevil), 4571 nucleotides long. It is a transcript of the gene pico, whose product is annotated as ras-associated and pleckstrin homology domains-containing protein 1. The coding region runs from base 258 to 3713 and encodes 1151 amino acids. The record is from RefSeq and is a predicted model, not a curated record. Lineage: Eukaryota; Metazoa; Arthropoda; Insecta; Coleoptera; Curculionidae. Gene Ontology annotation, biological process: signal transduction. The transcript has 9 exons.